This is a messenger RNA of Zootoca vivipara (common lizard), 4930 nucleotides long. RefSeq names its product coiled-coil domain containing 97 (gene CCDC97). Lineage: Eukaryota; Metazoa; Chordata; Lepidosauria; Squamata; Lacertidae. The record is from RefSeq and is a predicted model, not a curated record.
GUUCCCGCUAACUGGUGUUUAGGCAUCGGUUCGCCUCCCCCCGCGAGCGGCGACGGGUGUCGCAGCAUGGAGGCAGGAGAGGCCGAGCCCCGAGAGCUGCCUUCCCCAGCCGUCGGCUCCCGAGCGGAUGUAGAGGAAGGCAACCCAGACAGAGGGAUGCUUGAAAGCGGUCUUCCCGACAACAUUGAGGCUGCAAAGCCACUGGACUCUGCAGAAAAGAUGGUGGGAAUCCUAGCGGCCACAGACUGCCUUCCAAAGGACAGCGGGGCUCCCAGUGAGACUUUACAAAUGGUCCACAGGAGGGAACAGGAGCCGGAUGCCUCAAGUGCUAGUGGCCGUAGGGCAACUCAGAGCUCUCCGCUGCGCUGCCCUCUCUGGGGAGAAGAGAUGUCAGGGGUCCCAAACCCACAGAGCUCCCCCUUGAACUGGAAUGGGGCAUCUAAAGCACCAGGAAGUCGUCGGGAAGAGCACUCUUGGAACCCUGGCUCCAGCCUUCCUACUGGGACGCACGAAGCCAUCAGUGCAUUUCUUUCCUCCUGCUGGAGUGAGUUGAAGACUGAGCCCCCACCUGCAAAUAACUUGAGCAAGCCAUCUCAGCAGGGCAGCAGAGAAUCAGAGGCUAUGGCUACUGAAGACAUGCCCCCCAAUGGCGGGGAGGCCUCUGACACCAAACAGCCCCACUGGGGUUGCCGAAAGCCAGAGUCUGUUGGCUCCAAUUCGCCGCCUGCUGGACCCGCAGAGGACGACGACCCUGCUGUCCUAGCCAUGUUCCAUGCCGUGGCCAACAGCCGCUUGCCUGUGCGGAGCCAGCAGAAGGACGAGCCGGAUUUCACGCCCGCGCAGAAGCUGGCUAUCUUGCAGGAUUUGUACCACAGCAAGCCGCUGGUGUUCCUGGAGCGAUUCCGGACGGUCCUGCGGGAGGAACACCUGCCUUGCUUCCGCCACCUCUCCGGCAGCUACGAGGCAGACUUCUACUGCGCAGAAGUGCGCAGGGCCGGCCUGGGCAAGACGCGCCACACCCGGGUGCGGAACAAGCGCUACGCAGCCCUGCAGCAGCUCAUCCAAGGUGGGGAGUACUUCAGCGACGAGCAAAUGCGCUGCCGGGACCCACUUCUUUAUGAGCAGUACAUCGGGCAGUACCUGAGCGACGAGGAGAUGCAGGCCCUGGGCAGCGGCAAGCUGGCGGCCUCCUGCUCUCUCUCGGGCGUCCUCCUGGACUCCUACCAGGAGCAGGUCAUCCAGCGGCGGCUGCAGGUCCAGCAGGAGCAGGAGGAGGCCUGCGAAGAGGAGGAAGAGGAAGACAGCGAUGAUGAAGACAAGGCCUCUGACCUGGAUAUGGAGGAGUGGGUUCCCGAACAGGAGGAGAAGGCCUACCUGCGGGAAGAGUUCACCAGCCGCAUGUACCAGCGCUUCCUCGACGGCAAGGAUAGGGACUUCAACUACAGUGAGGUUGACGAGAACCCCGACUUUGACAACCUAGACAUCGUGUCGCGGGAUGAGGAGGAGCGCUACUUCGACGGGGACGAUCCAGAAGACGCAGAUGCUAUGGAAGCAGAGUAGAUGGGACUGAGAUCCUGACCCCCCAAGGCAGAGGGUGCCAGAAUGCAGCGGCAAGGAGCCAUGCGUUGGCUAUUUCCUUCCCAUCUUGUGCAACCUCUCUCCUCCCGGACUAGGUGGCUCUGCCUGAUAGAGUGGCAUUGGAGCGUAGGAUGAGUUGUCUAUGGCAAUGGAUGGUUUGUGAUGCCUGCAGCAUCUUCUGCACCCUGCGACUCCUGAGCUCCCCACUUCCCAGUUCUAAAGAGGGGGAAGAAGAGAAUGUCGCUCUCUGGGACUGGUCAUCGGCUGUCUGGAUCAGAAGCCCCAGAGCAGAUCUUGGCUUCCCUUCCGUGGCGCCACCUUCGCUUCUGGACAUCCCUGUUGUAGAGAUGUGUCUCUGUUUCUUUCCCAUGGCCUGUAAGAAACGGAUCUUCCGUGUUGGAGAUGGGGGUAGCCUGAAGCCCAGACCCUCCGGUGCGAGGGACAUUGCUGGCUGGCAAGUUGGCUUUUUGCAGUAUCUGACUAUGACCGAUUGAUCAUUAUUUUUCGCAGCGUUUGACAGCUGAAAAUAAACAACCUUUUAAGUAAUUUGUUGGGUGGUCUCUUCAAAGUGAGAAGGAACUUUGCCCCCAUCUUGAUUUUGUUCUGCAUUUCCUUAACUGACUUGCUCACCAUUCCCAGUGGAUCAAGGCCACAUUUAUUUACAUUACUGCACCAUAUCAAAAGUUUAUCAUCAUCAUCAUCUGCUUUCCCCAGCCACUCUGGGCAGCUUACAGCAUAUUUAAAACAAGGUGCCCCUAAGUCAGGGAUGAGGAACCUGUGGCCCUCCAGGUGUUGCAGGACUACAACUCCCAUUGUCGCUAUCCCUUUGUCCUUGUCAGCUACAGCUGAUGGGAAUUUCGGAGCUCAGCACCAGUUUCCCAUCUCUGCCCUAAAGGGUUACCACUUAGGAAAGGGAAGAUGGGAAGAGGGUGCAAGUGAUAUUUGGAAUUAGAGUUUUCCUUCUCCUAGAUGGGCUCCCUUCCCAGGUGGAUGAGUCCCCUCUGCCCCUUACUUCUCUCCGCAGCAUGCGCAGAAGCCGCCUUCUUGACCAUGGGCCACACUAUUGGUCUUGUCCGUGCUCAUUCUGCUGGAGCCUACGAGUCCCUAACACCGAGGAUCUGAGACCCAUCAGCUCCCCUCCCCUGGUUUAGCUGGCCAGUCAAAGCCAUUCCCAGGGUGUGGCUACUGUCGCAUGCUGACAGCUUCUGGAAGCCCCAGGUGAGAGCGGAAUGCAGGGCGGGGACCAAAGGGGGGCAAACUACCCCAGAACGAGCACCCCCCCACCAGAGGUAUCACCCCUCCCCUAACAGCCAAGAUAUACUCCUCCAAAGGCACACUUCUCCAUUGUCUCCUGAGACAGACGGGUGCCAACCAUGAUCUUUGUAACUGGUUUUACUUCUAGCCGUGGAACCCUGCAUUCUCAUAGUCUCCUUUCAACAUUCCCCUCGCUGAUAGACAAGUGUCGCUUGACUCUUUGCUGUGUUCUCUGCCCAACCCAGCCACUACAUUGGCGUCAUUCUUUUAUGCCGCAGGAGCUGAAGAGCCCUCCGCCUCUCUGGCAGGGAAAUCUUCGACGGCUCCUUUUUUCUGCCUGGCAGGCUCCUUCCAACAAAAGCUUAGGAGCCAGGAUGUUUGAAAAGUUGGCGAUCCCGGUUUGAUCAGAAGGCCUGGAGAUUUAAACCUCUUAGGUGCUGCCUUCAGCUGCAGCAAUGGAAUAAGACCUGUUUGGAAGAGGGCAGACUGAAGGCUGGAAUAUAGAAUCCCUGGGUGGAGUUUCUUACUCUUGAGGAUGAAGGGUGCUAGUGAUGUCUCCCCUUUUGAAAGCAAAUGCCAGGAACUGAACCUUGACCAGCUGCAGCCAGCAGGGGGCAGCAACUACUAUGUAACCCAGAGCCAGGAUUCCUGGGUUCUCUCUCCCCUGCUAUUGGAGAGGAGUGGCGUAAGUGCUGAGAGAUGGUUCGGGAGACCAGUCCUACAACAACCCAAGCCGAGUCGCUCGCCGCAUCUCAGUUCCGUAAUGGUCAGCGUUCCUCCUUUAGCUGUCGUAAAAAUAAUUCAGUGCUGUGUUUCCAGGGAAGUUUGCAAAAACAGAACAACAAAAUCACAACGGUGAACUAAAAUGCCGUAUGCAUGACAAAAGGGAACGGCAAAGAGCUGGAGAAUAAAGCAGUUUAAAGGAUAUAACUCGAAAAGCCUGGGAACCCUAAGAAGAUCCUCACAUAACCACCGGAAGUAAAAUCAUGGCGGCUCCAGGCCUAGCUCCUAGGGUUGGCGUGGAGAGAAUUCCAUAGCUCUCCAAUUGCUGCUUGCCUCACCUCAAGCUGGGCUGCACCUGCAGCAGAGCUUUUAGUGACAAUCUCAGAGGACAGGAAGGUUGAUGAGGAGAGCCUCCCGUUUUCCUCCUCACUGCCAGGAAAUCCAACUUUUAUGACAUGAUAUCAUAAAUUUAGGACAGGGGUGGGGGAACCUGCCUGACCCUGUGGGCCAGAUUUUUAUCUCCUCCUCCCCACAGUCCAACUUAAGCAGCGGGGACUUCAGUUGUGCUUUCUCCAGGCUUUAUGUGGCAGGGGGUUGGACUGGAUGGCCCUUGUGGUCUCUUCCAACUCUUAUGAGUCCAUGGUUCUAUGUUUCCCAGGGAGCUCCCAUUUGAGGACAUUGUUCAUGCACCUGAGCCAAGCGGGAAUGAACUCCCAUCAGCUGAUGCGCAAGGAGUUUGAACCUGCUUUCUGCAGGCUUUGGGCCGCAUCUCUACAUGCCCCACGCCUGACAUCACAUAUGAUGUGUCAGGUGUGGGGCAGGGGGAGGUGGUUUUUUGGGAAAGGCCUUGUGGGUCAAAUGUAGAAGGCUGGGAAGCCAAAUUUGGCCUGUGGGCCAACUUCCUGUGUUUGGAUGUUAUUAUCCUGUUCUUGCAGCACACAACCAGAAGCCUGUGGGAAGCCCCAAAGGAAGAUAUGAGUGCAUAAGAUCAUUAUAUGAGGCUACUGGAUGAGGCCAGUGGCCCAACUAGUCCAGCAUCCUGUUCUCAGAGUGGCCAAGCACAUGCCUACAGGAAGCGUGCAAGCAGGAGUUCCACACAAGAGUGUCUCCACCCCCAUCGUUCAGCCCGGACACCGAGGUCCAGCUCUGAGGGCCUUCUGGCAAUUCCCUCAUUGCGAGAAGUAAAGUUACAGGGAACAAGGCAGAGGGCCUUCUUGGUAGUGGCGCCUGCCCUGUGGAACGCCCUCCCAUCAGAUGUCAAGGAAAUAAACACUAUCUGACUUUUAGAAGUAAAAUAAAAAAAUUCCUUCAGUAGCACCUUAAAGACCAACUAAGUUUUUAUUUUGGUAUGAGCUUUCGUGUGCAUGCACACUUC